Messenger RNA from Alnus glutinosa, 1769 nucleotides. Its product is annotated as E3 ubiquitin-protein ligase RGLG3. The transcript has 12 exons. The coding region runs from base 172 to 1536 and encodes 454 amino acids. The record is from RefSeq and is a predicted model, not a curated record. Lineage: Eukaryota; Viridiplantae; Streptophyta; Magnoliopsida; Fagales; Betulaceae.
CAACGAUGGAUAGGAAGCAAUCGAGGCUUCUUCAAACGACCAAAACGUCAACCCUCAAAAGUCACCUUUGGAAAAGAAGAAGUAAAGCUACGUCUACAAAACUGCAGAAUCGCUUUGAAUCCCUUUUCUUCUUGCUCUUUCUCUCUAAAUUCUUACAGGUGAUAUCCUGUUAUGGGAAAUGUGGAAUCAGCAUAUGAUGAUUCCCAUGACGAUUUGCGGAGUCAUCCACCUUCUUAUGCAGGAAGUUCAACAGAUACUCACUAUCGACAGAUAUAUCCUGAUGCCCAUGACGAUUUGCGGAUUCAUCCACCUUCUUAUGCAGGAAGUUCAACAGAUACUCACUAUCGACAGAUAUAUCCUGAUGCCCAUGACGAUUUGCGGAUUCAUCCACCUUCUUAUGCAGGAAGUUCAACAGAUACUCACCAUCGACAGAAGCAGCAAACUACAUGCAUACCUGAUAAUUUUAAAUCCUUGGAUCAGGUUAUCUCUGCAUUAAGGGAAGCUGGCCUUGAAUCAUCAAAUUUGAUACUUGGUAUUGACUUCACUAAGAGCAAUGAGUGGACAGGCAAGUAUUCAUUCAACAGGAAAAGCCUUCAUGCAAUUGGUAGCACACCUAAUCCGUAUGAGCAAGCAAUAUCUAUUAUUGGUCGCACUUUGUCUCCUUUUGAUGAAGAUAAUUUGAUACCAUGUUUUGGGUUUGGAGAUGCAACAACACAUGAUCAAUAUGUGUUCAGCUUUUAUCCCAAUCACCAAUCUUGUAAUGGUUUUGAGGAAGCUCUUGCACGUUAUAGAAAUAUUGUUCCGAACUUAAAUCUGUCAGGUCCAACAUCAUUUGCCCCAAUAAUUAAUGCGGCAAUUGACAUUGUGGAGAGAAGCAAUGGGCAGUAUCAUGUUCUUGUCAUUAUUGCAGAUGGACAGGUUACUAGAAGUCCUGAUACCCCACCAGGAAGGUUCAGUCCACAAGAACAAUUAACUGUAGACUCCAUAGUUGAUGCUAGCCAAUAUCCUCUCUCAAUCAUUUUGGUUGGAGUGGGGGAUGGACCGUGGGAUGCAAUGCAGCAAUUUGAUGAUAACAUUCCUCACCGCUCAUUUGACAAUUUCCAGUUUGUCAACUUCACAAAAAUCAUGUCUGAGAACACCGAAGCAUCAAAGAAGGAAACAGCCUUUGCACUUGCUGCUCUCAUGGAAAUACCAAUACAGUACCGGGCAACACAAAAUUUCAUCAUUAGAGAAUCCGGGGACCAUUUACGUACAAGACCACUUCCACCUCCACAAGAGGUGAUCAAUCAUGAUAAUGUAAUGAGAGAGAUGAUCUAUCAUGAUAAUGUAAUGAAAUCAUCAGUCCCAGACGUGACAAACGAUAAAACAGUUGAGCCAACAGCUCCAGUGGAACAAGUCUGCCCAAUUUGCCUGGUGAAUCCUAAGGACAUGGCUUUUGGAUGCGGUCAUACAACUUGUAAGGAUUGCGGUGGGAACAUCUCAUCAUGCCCUAUUUGCCGGGAGCCCAUAACAACACGCCUGAGACUCUAUACUUGAUUACUUCCUCAAUACUAAAAGCUUCACUGUUUAUGAGAACAUUAAUUGAUCUCAGGCAACAUUACCAUUAUUCUACCGUUUGUAAAUUUUUAGUACGUUCAGAUAUAUGGAAGCUAUUUGAAAUGUUUCUCUUCUGUGUAUUGCCUAGACAAAUUGGUGGAUGUGUUUGAGCUGCAUUUCUCCCCUCUUUUGUAUCUUUAUAUAUGUACAUAUAUUUAUUUCUUUCUUCCCAA